Mollisia scopiformis is the source of this 3549-nucleotide messenger RNA. RefSeq names its product cell wall biogenesis protein-like protein Mhp1. Bases 1 to 3549 code for a protein of 1182 amino acids. The transcript has 4 exons. The record is from RefSeq and is a predicted model, not a curated record. Lineage: Eukaryota; Fungi; Ascomycota; Leotiomycetes; Helotiales; Mollisiaceae.
AUGGAGAGUGUUCACGGCGUCGAUGUGAGUUGGAUGAGCAAACAUACGAACAGUAACAGUAAUGCGAAAGUAGAUCACAAUUCAAGACCACAAGCAACUCGAAGUAGCACAACUCCUCCGUCUGAAAAGAGUCAUUCGAUAGCACACAAUGGCAAUAGCCAUCCUCCGAACGAGCAUGAGCCCACACCUCCGAAAGCGAUACCUGCCCGACCCAACUAUUCGCGAAGUGCCUCCUCUGAAAAGACAGUCACACUGAAUGGGAGUAUGCAGAAACCCGGCUCGGUGUCCCCAAAUACAUCCAGACGGAAUUCCUGGUUGUCCAGUAUCUCCUCGAAGUUCUCUUCUUCACCAGGAGCACAUAAUGCACAUGUAACACCCAGCAAUGCGGUACCAUCCACCACACCCUCCACCGAUCCGCCAGUACCCAUUGGUCCAAGUUCUCCCAAGAACGCAAUCCUACCACAUGCUGCGAAGGUUACUGGAGAUGCACCAUAUACGCCGGCUCCUCCAAAGUCUACACAACCUAGCUUCUUACAAAGUGCGCUGCGAAGAUUAUCGAGCUCUGGAGGACAAUUGGCCGCCCCAGCCCGAGGUGUGCAUCAUGGAAUAUGUGAACGAAAGGUGCUGAAUGUGGAUCAUAAUCGGGAACGUUGUCGGAUAACCGACCUUGACCAGUCGAAAUUAAGAAGGGUGGCAUUCUGUGUGGACGUAGAGAUAGCAAGUGGUCCACGGUAUUACGAUGACGAUGUCGAGGAUGAGAAGCGAAAAGAGAAAAGAGAGAAGAAGAGGAUGGAGAAGGGUGAGGGGCUAGCCUUGAAGCAACCUGAGGCCAUCAAGGAAGAAAAGGAAACCGAUGGUGUUGUUAAAGCCACUGGGGAGAAACUACCGUCACCUGGCAAGGAGGUCAUUGAAACAACACAAGAAGUUCCAGACGAUCCUCCUGGAGAAAAGGAUAAUACCAAAAAGAAAGAGAAAAAGAAGCGUAGUGAAGAGGAGAGAAAGGCCAGAAAGGAGAAGAAGAGGAAACUAGCAGAGGCCAACGGCACUCUUCCUGUUGAGCUAGUCAGAAAUCCAAGUGACAGCUCCAUGAGCAAUACACCCACUGGAACGGGGACUCCGAAGACUCAGGCUUCACCUACCACAGAUCCCGUUCGAAUAUAUCGUCGAUGCUGCCAAUUACGGGAAACACCGAUCCUGAAGAAAAUCACCGAACAGCUGACCGCCUUAGCAACUAGAACAUCAACCUCUGGAUUGGUAUGCAAGUUGGAUUUGACUGGGUACUGGCUCCAGCUCCCUGAUCUGGUGACCCUUGGGGACUACUUGGCUGUAGUACCGGUAAAGGAACUAGUCAUGGAAAACUGUGGUCUUACUGAUGAAGGUGUCCGUGUCAUCCUGGCAGGAUUAUUGGCUGCAAAGUGUUCUGACUGGGAGAGACGGAAAGGCCACAAAGGAAAAUGGGGAGAAGUACCUCAAGGAGGUGUUGUGGAACGUGUAGUUUUCAAGAACAACACUAAGAUUGGUCGAGAUGGCUGGCGGUACAUAUCGACAUUUCUCACUAUGUGCCGGUCUCUCAAAUCGAUUGACCUAUCCAAAGUCCCAUUUCCUCAGCCCAUAGCUCCUCCACCGUCUCCACCUUCUCAUGGACCUGGUCAUCUCACCCUCACCCGGACAAGUACGACGAAUUCCACUGCAGAUACGGCCUGCGUCCUCGGAAGGGCCAUUGGUGAGCGAUUGGGUGGGAGAGAAUUUGAGUUGCUGAACAUGGCGGAAUGUAGUUUAACAACUGAACAAUUGGGCAAUCUGAUCGAUGGAGUAAUCAAAUCCGGUCUACGACGUCUCGGUAUCGCCGGUAACGACAUCACUCCUGAAGGAAUGCAGCACGUCUCUCGCUUCGUCCGCGAUGGAAAGUGCGAAGGUUUGGAUCUGGGCGGAAAUGAUCUCAAGGAUCAGCUUGGGGUAAUAGCCGAUGCGUUGGACGGGGAUAACCAACUCUACGCAUUGAGUCUAGCAAACUGCAACCUUACCCCAGACUCUCUGUGGACCCUUUUCCCGGCAUUGGCGAAGCUGAAGAAUUUCCGAUUCAUUGAUCUCUCUCAGAACCAUGGCUUGUUCGAUUCGGAGCCUAGUGCCCUCUCCUUACUCAGAAGAUAUCUACCCAAAAUGCCAACACUGAAGCGAAUACAUCUGACAGAUGUCUCAAUGACUUCCGAACAGGCUAUUGCUCUCGCAGAGAUCCUUCCGGAAUCCCCGAAUCUCGCUCAUGUGAACAUUAUGGAAAAUCCUGGUCUGGCAGCCCUUGCAGAUGCGAAGGACGAAGCCAACCAAGAAGAAGCUUGCGCAUUAUACGCAUCCCUCAUGGCGGCCGUCCGUGUUUCCAAAACCAUCAUCUGCAUAGACAUUGAAGUGCCGUCACCAGAGUCGAGUGAGAUUGUGAAAGCCCUUGCUAAGCAAGUCGUUGCUUACUGCUUAUGGAAUAUGGAGCGCGGCCCGGUAGCUGAGAUCAGCGAAGCCGCAGCAGCCAUCUCAGAUCCUCACGGAGGUGAGAAAGAAGUCGCUGUUCCUGACGUGCUAUUGCAUCUUGUUGGUCAUGUUGAGGGUUUCCACGAGAAUCACGAUGAUGACGAGCCAGCACCUGACGAUGACUACGUAAUUGGUGGAACGGGAGUUGUCAAGGCAUUGGGCAUAUGCUUAAGAAAUAGAGGCAAUGAUUCCAGGAGACCGUCUGCAGAUCGGACAUUCUCUGGUAUGUCUCAAGGAGGUAGUGGUUCGGCGACACCGAGUACCCCUGUCAGUGGUGGCAAGGCCAAGGACAUGUCAAAGAAUCUUCUCGGAAGUGCUCGCAAGAUACGAGCGCGAUUACAACCUGCCUUGGUGAAGGAAGCGCGGGCUGCAGAUCGAAACAAUUAUCUCCGACUACUGUUCCUUGACCAGACACUUGAGGGCAUGAUCAAACGAUUCGAGGAUGAAUAUCCAGAGACCCGUCUACCCACGGCUGUUACCUCACCGCCUUUGCCUGACAUGAGUCUAGCCAGCCCAUCAGACAGCAUCGACUUGAGCAUGGGAGCAGACGGACAAGGAUCUAUAUCCGAUACCGAGCCUGCUCUUGUUGAGGCACCACUCUCUGAUGACGAAGAUCAUAUUCGUCCCAUGCUCUCGAGACACAAUUCGGACGUCUCACUUGCCUCACGCGCGCUUUCUCAGGAGGAGGGCCGCAUGCAUCGAUUCGGACAACAGUUCCGUAGGGAUAUCCUGAAGCCUGAACAAGAAGAUCAUGAGCAUGGCACGACUGGACGAGAAGAAACGCCCCGCCAUCUCCAACUAUUGAGAGCCAUGGUAGAAGGUCUAGGCGGUGAAGAAAUCAAGGAUAGAGUCAAUAGUGGUGGGUCAGAUGCUGUUCUCGAGGAGCUGAAUAAUGAGGCAAGCUUGUUAAGGAGGCAAUUGAUGGAACAAGAUCCCGAAGGGUGGGAGAAGUUUCGGGAGAGUCAGGAAGCGGCGCAAAGGAAUAUGAGGUUAGCGGGGAUGGAGCGAAAUGUCAGUGCUAUCGAGUGA